UCCGAGUGUUUUUUCUUUACUUGUCGCCCGGCCUAGCUGAGCAAAUUACGCAGUUUUCUCUCCUCGCUUGGUCGCGGGCGAGAAGCGGAUAUUGACGGCCAUAUUUGACAUUCGAUUCUGAACUCUGAUAUUUACCUUCUUAAUUCUUACGGACUGCCUGUGCGUGAAACAAUCGAAGGGCGUCAUUAAACUACCACAGCAAGAUUAAAUACGACGUAUGCGUUCCUGAUAUCCACUGAAGAUGUUCAACAAGUCGUUUGGCGCUCCGUUUGGGGGCGGAACCGGAGGAUUUGGGACGACGUCCACGUUCGGCCAGCAAAGUACAGGGUUUGGUACAACAGGUGGUUUUGGAACAUCUGCGUUUGGUGCAACCAAUAACACCGGAGGACUUUUUGGAGCCACGCAAAACAAGCCAGUUGGGACUGCAAAUCCUCAGCCUGUCUACACUGGGGCUGGUAGAGGAGGUGGGCUCUUCGGUUCCAGUACAUUCAGCCAGCCGGUGACGUCCUCCACCAGCACCGGAUUUGGGUUCGGUGCCGCCAGUGGCACUUCCAACAGCCUGUUUGGCAGUACGAAUACUGGAGGAGGUGGCCUGUUCUCGCAGCAGAGCAAUGCUUUUGGAACCAACAAGCCAGCGUCUUUUGGCACAUUUGGCACCAGCAGCAGCAGUGGGGGGCUUUUUGGGACGACCAACACAACCUCCAACCCCUUCGGAGGCACAUCGGGGUCCCUCUUUGGGUCCUCAGGAUUCACUGCGACACAGCAGCCAGGGACAACCGUCAAGUUCAAUCCCCCAACAGGAAGCGACACCAUGGUGAAAGGUGGGGUGACAACCAGCAUCAACACCAAGCAUCAGUGCAUCACGGCCAUGAAGGAAUAUGAGAACAAAUCCUUAGAGGAACUAAGGCUGGAAGACUACCAGGCUGGCCGUAAGGGCCCCUCUAACCCUAUGGCAGCUGGCACAGGCAUGCUCUUCGGCACGGGUGCCACGGCUACUCCCAGUACCGCUGCUGGCCUCUUUGGUUCUAGCACCAACACUGGCUUCAGCUUCGGGCCCAAUAAAUCCACCUUUGGAACCAGCACCGGUGGUUUCGGUACGGCCACAGGGAGCCUCUUUAGCCAACCGCAGCAGCAGCCCCAGCAGACCACUAGUCUGUUCAGCAAGCCUUUCGGCCAGCCUGCCACCACCCAGAACACGGGCUUCUCCUUCGGCAACAUGACCAUGGGGCAGCCGAACACCAGCGGCAUCGGUUUGUUUGGCAACACGGCAGCGUCCCAAGCAGGGGGGCUGUUUAAUAACACGGCAAACACCAGCACAGCCCAAGGCUUUGGGACUGGUGCAGGACUCUUUGCACAACCCCCCAAUGCUUUUGGGAGUGUUGGUACCCAGAAUUUGUUUGGCAGCAAAACCCCAGGAUUCGGUACAACCACAACUAGUGCACCGACCUUUGGUUCUGGCUCUAGCUUGUUUGGGAACAAACCAACACUCACCCUCACCAACAACAACGCAUCCACUUUUGGUUUUGGCGCAAAUAAUCCUGGGGGAGGGCUUUUCGGCAACAAAACUGGAACCACGGGGCUAGGAGCUGGGCUGGGGGCUGGGUUUGGAACGGUUGGCACGGGCCAGACCUCCCUGUUUGGGGCUACACAGAACAAGCUGGGCUCCACUCUAGGUGGUGUGGGUGCUUUCGGGACCACCAGCUUCAACAGCAGCACCAGCGGCCUGGGCUUUGGCACCCCGCAGCAGCCUGUUGCUCUGACGGAUCCCAGUGCUGCGGCGGCCCAGCAGGCUGUGCUCCAGCAGCAGAUCAACGCCCUGGCCUACUCCCCUUUCGGUGACUCGCCACUCUUCAGAAACCCCCUGUCUGACCCGAAGAAAAAGGAAGAGCGCCUCAAGCCAACCAAUCCAGCAGCACAGAAGGCCCUGACCACACCCACCCACUACAAACUGACCCCACGCCCCGCCACACGCGUCCGGCCCAAGGCCCUCGGCUCCUCCGGCUCCUCCAAAUCCCAGCUCUUUGACGGCUUGGACGACGAUGAGCCUUCCCUCAACAAUGGCUCCUUCAUGCCUAGGAAGAGUAUCAAAAAGCUGGUGUUGAAGAACCUGAAUGGGAGCAGCCUCUAUUCCCCCAGUAACAGAGAGGCUGAGGACCUGGCCUCCCCUGCAGACUACCCUGAAAAUGGACUUGGCCGCAGUAUUGAGGAGGAGGCCCGUGUUUAUGAGGAAGAAAGACCGGAGGAGGACCUAGAGGAGGUGACCAAGUUCUACACAAACCCAAUCGCCAAGCCAGUGCCGCACACUCUGGAGGGCAAGCCAAACCCAUCGCUUCAGGACACCAUCGCGGAGCUGAACGUGCGCUCCACGCGCAGCAACGGCCUGGGUGCCAGCAGCGAGGAUAUCUCUCUGGGCGAUGACUCCGUGCUGGAGGAGCGUGACGAGGCGGGGGCUCCCCACCCCGCUGGUAUUGUUCUACGACGUGUGGGAUACUACACUAUUCCCAGCAUGGAGGAACUGGGCAGAAUGGUCAAUGAGGAUGGUCAGUGCUUGGUGGAGAACUUCACAGUGGGCAGGAAAGGCUAUGGCUCGGUCUUCUUCCCUGGUGAGGUAAACCUGACCGGCCUCAACCUGGAUGAAAUCGUGCACUUCCGCAGGAAGGAGGUCAUAGUGUACCCUGAUGACAAGGCCAAGUCUCCCAUAGGGGAAGGUCUUAAUAGGCGAGCUGAGGUGACUCUGGAUGGCGUUUGGCCCAAUGACAAAACCACCUGCACCCAGAUCAAGAGUCCCGAGAGGCUGUUGGACAUGAACUAUGAGGGGCGGCUGGAAAACGUCUCACGGAAGCAGGGUGCACGCUUCCUGGAGUACCGGCCCGAGACCGGUUCCUGGGUGUUUGAAGUUGCCCACUUUUCUAAGUAUGGACUCCAGGACUCCGACGAGGAGGAAGAGGUUCCCCCGGCCAAGGCAGAUGCCAAGAAGCAGAAGACCACAUUGGCCACAUUGCCUCCCGGCUUGCAACAUCCCCCGACCCAACAGCAGAUGGCGCUGAAUGGCAAGCCAGGCCCCCAGGCGCAGAGUGUGUCCACAUUGGAUCUGCCAAACCGCGUGUCGGAGGUGGACAGCGACAUGGCCGACAUCACCCAGGAGCACGAGGAUGAGGGAGAUGAGGAGGAAGGGGAUGAGAUGACCAACCGAGCAAGUGGUCUGGAGGGGGAGCGGAGGUGGGCAGGGGAGUCUGCCAGGCAGGAUGCCAUGAUGCUCUCCGCCUCCAGCCACAUUGCGUCCUCUCUGGGUAUCAACCCCCAUACCCUACAGAUCAUGAAGGCGUCAUUCUUCACGGAGGACGAUGAGGGAGACCCUUUACAGGAUCUGGCCUUCAGUCGGCAAGCCGCAAAGAUGGAGGAGGUCCCAGACCUGCGCUCCCCCCGCAUUCUGCUCUCUGGCAUUCAGGGACGGGCUUCAGCUGGCGGCUUGCUACACUCUCGCUUCUCCACUGGCUCCGGCAUGUUCUCUCAGCCUCCCGACGCCCCAUUCGGAGGUGUUCCUCAGAAGCCUCCCCGGCCCUCUGAGCCGUCCCGCCUCUCCCCUUGGCCCUCACUGGGGCCUGCCUUCCUGCUGCCCCCUCCAGCCCCUGGCCCUGCACCAGAUACACCCCUCCGCACAGUGGGGACCCGGCGCCAGCGCAGCCUGGUUCCGCUGUCCGGCUCGGUGACCCUGGGUAAGGGCAAGCUGCUGAUGGACGCGGCCCUGUUCGCCGGCCGCUCCUUCCGUGUCGGCUGGGGGCCCGGCUGGACACUGGCACACUGUGGUGACCGGCUGGGGGGGCCCAGGGCGCCAACACUGGACUCUCAGGGGGAAUCUGCCGGCUUCAGUUUCCUGCCCAAACCGGUCAAGAGCAAAACGAUCUCGGAGAGCCCUUUCAAAGUACACCUGGAGCAGGUGCUUGGUGCAGAGGCCAGCGGGUCCGAGGAGACCCUGGCACUCUUCCGGCGCCCCCUGGAGAUUGAGCUGAGACACUGCACCAUCAGCACAGAGGAGCCGUGCCCUUUCAUCCUACCGAGGGACGGUGUGGAGGCCUUGCACGAGUACGCAGAGUGGAUGCUGCAGGUCACCACCGAGUCGGAGGCUGUGGACGACGUCGUGAAGCAUUGGAUGUUGGUGUGGACCCUGUGCACCGCCCUGUGGGGUCGCCUGAAUGGGGCGACUCUGGACGCCGACGGCGACCUGUGCGGAGGGUACGGCCAGCAGCUGGACCGGCGGCGCAGCUUCUCCGCCUGGCUGUCCCAGAGUGCUUCCGGCAGGGUGGAGGAGGAGGUGAUGCGUUCCCAGGGGCGGAGCCACGUGGAGGCAGUUUUCAGCUACCUGACAGGACACUGCGUCAGCGAGGCGUGUCGCCUGGCUCAGAAGUCAGGGGACCACCGGCUCUCACUACUGCUGUCGCAGGCGGCCGGCUUGCAGUGCACCCGUGACCUGCUGGCCAUGCAGCUGGUCGAUUGGCAGCGCAUGCAGACGGAUUCCUUCCUGCAGGAGGACAGGCUGCGCGUCUUCUCUCUGCUCGCGGGGAAACCAGUGUGGGAGUCCACAGACAGCACCAUCAAUGUCUGUUCCGAGCUGGACUGGAAGCGCUGUGUCGCUGUGCACCUGUGGUACAUGCUGCCUCCGAUUGCCUCGGUGGCUGACGCCCUCUGCAUGUACGAGGCUGCCUUCCAGGGCUCCGAUGAUUGCCAGAAGUACGCCUGCCCUCCGUUGCCGCCCUACCUUGACAACUGUGAGUGUGAGGUGCUAGAGGAGCAGGAGCUGCAGGAGGUUGGCGAGCCCAGGAGACAGCUCUAUGACAUCUGCUUCCACCUGCUGAAGCUCUACAGUGACAGGCACUACAGCCUACAGCAGCUGCUGGACCCCUGUACCGUCACCGCAGACCGGCUGGACUACCGCCUCAGCUGGCACCUGUGGAACGUCCUUCAAGCACUCAACUACACCCACCUGUCCCCGCAGAGGCAGGGUGUGCUGCACACUAGCUAUGCCGCCCAGCUGGAGAGCGCGGGAUUGUGGGAAAUGGCGAUCUUUGUGCUGCUACACAUCCCUGACUCUAUCCUCCGAGAGCGAGCGGUAAAGGAGAUGCUGAACCUGCACUGCCCUCUAGUGGAGACGGACGACUCUGCAGAGAGGGAGCGCUUUCUGACAGAGAAGCUGCUGGUGCCGGUGGAGUGGCUGCAUGAAGCGAAAGCGACGCGUGCCCGUCACGAGGGGGACAAGCAUCGGGAGGCCAUGCAUUUGUACCGGGCUGGUCACUGGAGCCAGUGUCACCGGCUUGUCAUCCAACACCUAGCCUCAGAUUGCAUCAUCAACGAGAACCACGACUACCUGUUGGAGUUCCUGAAGGGCCUGGAGCUGGCGGAGCGCAGUGCGCAGAUCCACGACUGGGACACGGCCGGCAGGGUCUUCUUGGACUACAUCAACGUCAUCCAGACACUGCAAGCUAUCCAGAUGGAAGGCCCCACAUAUGAGAUGGAGCAGCUGCACACGGAGGUGACGUCCCUCUGCGGCCGCAUCGAGCUCAUCCCCUGUGCCACGGCCAAGGACCGGCUGGCUCAGUCAGAAAUGGCAAAGCGCGUCGCUAAUAUCCUGCGGGUGGUCCUGAGCCUCCAGCAAGGAGGGGAGACUGGGUCGGAUCCCCCUCACAUCCCCUUGCACCACCUCGCACCGCACAUCGGUCUGCUGCCCAUGCCCGAGGAUUACGCCCUGGAGGAGCUGAGAGGCCUUACCCAGUCAUACCUCCGUGAGCUCAUUGUUGGCCAAUAAAGCGAUGGUAUCCAUAGAGCGCCGGACUCUGUUUGCCUCUGGUGCCUGUCGGCUACACUAAACUCACCGAGUGACUGUCAGGGGCCAUGGAUCCUAUUGGCUUUGGUCUGAUUGGACCAAUCUUUGAGCUAACAGGAAGUAGGAGUGGAGCCUGCCUGUUUAGAAAUGACUUGACUUGAAGCUUCACUAUAUUAAUUUCUUUUGUUAUGUAUCUUUUUGUACUUUUAGAGAAGGGGAUAGAUGUGUUUAAUAAUUAAACUACAUUUUUCACAAUCUGUGCAAGACCUCUACCUGUUUGUGUUUGCCCUGUUUAAAGGGACAGCCUCCAAUUCCACCUGCCCAUGCGUCAGUGUUCGCUGGAGUGUCUGACGGCGACGUAGCGCUGUGUUGCUAUCUCAUACCGCUCACUCUGGCUACAUACCUCUGCGCCACAGCCUUUUGAUGUAAUAUUCUGUUUGACAGAUUUUCUCUAGUCUCCUUAUUUAAAUGGUGCAGCAUCCUGCAUUUUGCCAUUGCUAAGUGUGAUGAAUUGAUAUCCUGAAUGUGUGUUUCUGGUGUGUGAUAGGAAAUGCUACAAUGAGUGUGACAUACAAAAAGUCCAGGAUCUAUAAAAAUGUACAAGCAGUAGAGUUUAUUUUUCUAGCUAUAUAUUCUCUGCUUAGGGGUUGUAUAGAUGGCUUUCAGUCUGAAACUUUCAGCUGAAACUGCUUUCAGUUAGGGUAGGAGAUAUGGGGGGGGGGACUUUGAAAUGACUUUAGUCAUCUUUGGACCUUUUGUAUUUGAGUAAAAUUUACAAUUGAUUGUUACAAAAAUGCUUUUACAAGAGUCACAGCUUUAAAGUCUAGCAUUUUCUACUUGCCUCCUGUAUGUGCUUGGCAAUGCCUGCCCCCCCCCCCCCCCCCCCGCUAUAUAAUCUGUGGUGGUCUUCACCAGCUGCUUUCCCCCAGAAUCGAAACAGAAGGACACCUUCAUCCAUUUUGUGGCUGCUGUUUCCCUGGCGUGUGAAUCCUUGUCAGCCUGCGGUGGCCCCUGCUUCACAGCUGGACCUGUUGACGUGUGUGUGUGUGUGUGUGUGUGUGUGUGUGUGUGUGUAGGUGCUUCCUAAUGUAAAUGCUGUGUUUUACGGCUCAUGCUAUGGCUGAGGGACAGCUGUCCUCUAGCGACUGUGCCUUCUGGUAAGAGAAUCUGCUCUGACUGUCUGCAUGGUUGUGUUUAAUGGCGUUUUUAUGAAAUGAUUUAAUAAAAUGGAUGAAUCUAUCGUC
Messenger RNA from Paramormyrops kingsleyae, 7062 nucleotides. RefSeq names its product nucleoporin 98 and 96 precursor. Gene Ontology annotation, molecular function: structural constituent of nuclear pore; RNA binding. Lineage: Eukaryota; Metazoa; Chordata; Actinopteri; Osteoglossiformes; Mormyridae. The record is from RefSeq and is a predicted model, not a curated record. Gene Ontology annotation, cellular component: nuclear pore cytoplasmic filaments; nuclear pore. Gene Ontology annotation, biological process: post-transcriptional tethering of RNA polymerase II gene DNA at nuclear periphery; protein import into nucleus; telomere tethering at nuclear periphery.